AGCGGUGAAACCUUGAUACUGUACUAAUCUUAAUGUGAAAAAAAACGCUUGGUAAUUGAAGCACAAGCAAGCGCCUGAAGGCCUGAAGCAAGCCCCUGAAGGCCUGAACAGAACAGUCCUAAUCGACGGAUUAAAACUUUACCGUAAUUUUGAUGAAAUUUUACAGAUUUCAAGAAUUUUAGAGGAGAAUAAAAAUCCUAAUUUUGGAUUUUUUCCCCCGCCGAUAUGUAAAACUCACAGAACACAGGAUAAAAAAUGAAAAAAGUUAACAUAAUUUUGAUCUUUUUACAGAUGAAUAAAAAUGAUAAAAUAAAAUUGAAAUCCCAGCACUCGUCCCCCCGGAUCUCGUUUCCCCUCUCUGUCUUUUCACAGUUCAAACCAACAGCACGCGAGCACGACGCCUGACGGCAGAAGCUACCUCGCGAAGCCAAAUCUACUGCCGGACACCACAUCGGGCACCCUCCACCCACCCACCCACCAAUACCAGCGGCAGUAAAUUCCGAGCUGCUGCUGCUGCGGGCUCGGCUCCCCCUCGCUCCCCACCCGUCUCCGCCUAGGGUUUCGUCUAGGCUCGCGCCCCGCCCCGCGUCGCCAUUGCCGUGGCUCCUGAGGAGGAAGGUUCCGCCGCGAGGAGGGGGCUGUGUUCCUCGCCCCGGUACUAAUUUCUGCGAGGUUUCGUGAUUCGCCCUUUCGUUUGAGCAUGGUUGUUUUUGGCCUCCCUGGGGUUUGGAUCGGGCACUCUGAGCUGGUCGUCCGAAUGCUGGGGAGGUCGGGCGACGAUUGCUAGGGUUUUGCGUGUGGAUUUUGCGGGGAGAGCCGGGGGUUGCUUGAAGUGCGGGAGCUGCCUGCGAUCCGGCGCUUGCGUCGCCCCGAAUUCGGUGCUUCCGCAGCAAUGCCUCGUCGAUUUGGUCGCGCUCUCUGAGGUUCUGAAGGACGAGGGGUUCUCGGGAGGUUUGUGAUUGUGCAAAGUCGGUGGUUCGAGUGCAAUGUCCGGGGCUAGCGCGAGGGGGCGGCUGUUGUCGCCGGCGUCCGGCGGUGGAGACUCCGAGCCGCGGUCCGCGGGGAGCAGGACUCGCUCGGUGUCGGCCACUCGGGGACGGAAGCCCUCGCCGAGGCCUGGGAGGGAUGUACCCGCGGCGGCAGCAGCGGAGAAGAAGCCAGUUGCCGUGCCCACAUUGCUCCCCUCUCUCAGCGCGCCCGCGGGGAUGCGUCGGCAGGAGCUGCUGCUACGCUCGGGGCUGUCUCUCGACGCGUCGUGCUCGUCGGAUGCGUCGACGGACUCCUUCUGCAGCCGAGCGUCGACGGGGCGGAUUGGGAGGCCGGCGUUUGGGGCUAGGAAGAAGAAGACUGUUUCUCAGACAGAUUAUAAGGCUGUUUCCAUGCUGGAGAGGGAGGGUGGAUUUGCUUCUCCGACUGAUGCUGCUGGUCUGAAGAGGAGGUGCGCGUGGGUCACAGCAAAUACUGAUCCCUGUUACGCUGCAUUUCAUGAUGAAGAGUGGGGAGUUCCAGUUCAUGAUGACAAGAAGUUGUUUGAGUUGCUGGUGCUCUCAGGUGCAUUAGCUGAACUAACAUGGCCAGCAAUUCUGAACAAAAGACCUAUAUUCAGGGAAGUUUUCAUGGAUUUUGACCCUGUAUUGGUCUCAAAAUUAAGUGAGAAGAAGAUUAUUGCUCCUGGAAGUCCUAGCAGCUCCUUGUUAUCUGAACAGAAACUGCGGGGUGUUAUUGAAAAUGCACGCCAAAUACUCAAGGUUAUAGAGGAGUUUGGAUCAUUUGAUAAAUAUUGCUGGAGCUUCGUGAACCACAAACCUAUAUCGAGCAGAUUCAGGUAUCCUCGUCAAGUGCCUGUCAAAACAUCUAAAUCAGAUGCCAUAAGCAAAGAUUUGGUUCGAAGGGGUUUCCGCAGUGUUGGCCCAACAGUGGUGUACACAUUUAUGCAAGUCUCUGGCAUGACCAACGACCACCUUAUCUCCUGUUACCGGUUUGCUGAGUGUGCAGCUGCCGCUACUGGUGCUAAACUUACUGAUGAGAGCGAAGCAAAUUCAAGUGGCAGCAAGCAUGCAACGGAACAGAUGAAUGGGACGAAUGGACUGGCUGCUGAUAUAGAACUCUCUAGAUCCAUAGAUGAGCUCAAUAUUUCAUAGCGAUUAGUAGGGAUGCUGGAGUGGGGAUGGUAGCAUGCGUAUUUUGUGUGCUGUAGAGUAGUUGUGAUUCGACGUUGUUUUCUAUAGUUUACCACUCGUUGAUGUAGGGACUUUGAUGUAGGGUAGAGCAAUCUUCAGUCUUCAGCAUGUCAAGACCAUUGAACGACAACAUGUAAUGAUGUAUAUUCUUUGUGAUGGGAAUGCACCUGAUUUCCCAAGUUUUUAGUUGAGUUGGCAUGUCGGUCUCA
Phragmites australis (common reed) is the source of this 2389-nucleotide messenger RNA. RefSeq lists its product as uncharacterized. The coding region runs from base 987 to 2141 and encodes 384 amino acids. Lineage: Eukaryota; Viridiplantae; Streptophyta; Magnoliopsida; Poales; Poaceae. Gene Ontology annotation, molecular function: DNA-3-methyladenine glycosylase activity. Gene Ontology annotation, biological process: base-excision repair. The record is from RefSeq and is a predicted model, not a curated record. The transcript is spliced from 5 exons.